CAACACAUUGACAAUCCUUUUUUCAACAAACGUUUAAAAACGCCAAAUUUUCAACAUUUAUUGUUGUAAAUAAUAAAAUAAAUUCAAAAUGAGUACUAUGCCAGUUAGUUCUUCGACCCUACUGCCUCUGGAGUUAGUAGAUAAAUGCAUAGGGUCCAGAAUUCACAUAAUAAUGAAAAACGAUAAAGAAAUCGUGGGGACUUUGUUGGGUUUUGACGAUUUUGUUAAUAUGUUAUUGGAAGAUGUAACCGAGUAUGAAACAACACCUGAAGGUAAAAGGAUCACGAAAUUAGAUCAAAUUUUGUUAAAUGGAAAUAAUAUAACAAUGCUUGUUCCUGGAGGUGAUAUGCCUGAAUAGAUUAGUUUUAGUAAUAAAAUAUUUUUAUAAGUACAGCAUCGUAUUAUUA
This is a messenger RNA of Brassicogethes aeneus, 407 nucleotides long. NCBI's taxonomy places the organism in Eukaryota, Metazoa, Arthropoda, Insecta, Coleoptera, Nitidulidae. The record is from the annotation of a GenBank genome assembly.